UAACCUACAGAAAUAGUGAGGAUUCUCUUCUGGAUUGCUAGGACACAGAAGACCUUACUUUGCUGCUCCAACAUUCUUUCUUUCUUCCAAGAUAGAAAUCUGCAGCAACAGCAGUGAUUUUUCUCAAUCAGUAACAGAACAAGUCACAAUGGCCUUUCUUAAGGAUUUUUCUUAAGGAAUCAGGGACUAACAACCAUUCUCCUGUCUGCUGACCUGCUAGUCACAUUUUACCUUUGUGAGCUGCCUCUGUGUCUUUGAUAUACCCAGAUCUUCCACAGCCAAACAGAACAAAUGAAACUUCUUUUUAAGCUGGCUUCAGAAGACCCAGGUUCUGUUUGACUAUCACCUUUUUGGAUAAAUAUUUUGGAGUUCAGGAUGAAUAAGACAAAGGCUGUUAAUGAUGGCUUUCCUUUCCUGAACAGUAAGAACUGGAGCUCAAACCGAAGCUUCCCUGUGCAGAUUUCUAAUCAGUGCAGGAACAUCACUGACCUUACUGUCUUUCUGGCCACCUCUUACAGCUUGGAGACUGUCCUAGGCAUUGUGGGAAACAUCUGUCUGAUUGCUGUCAUUGCCAAGCAGAAGGAAAAGGCCAAUGUCACCAACAUUCUAAUUUCCAACUUAAUAAUUUCAGAUUUGUUUAUGUGUCUUGUCUGUCUGCCUUUCACCAUUGUUUACACCAUGAUGGACUACUGGAUAUUUGGGGAAGUCAUGUGCAAAAUGACCUCUUUCACUCAGUGCACAUCUGUGACAGUGUCAAUUCUUUCCCUUGUCCUUAUUGCUCUGGAAAGACACCAGCUCAUCAUAAACCCGACUGGCUGGAGACCAAGUAUCUCCCAAGCCUAUCUAGGAAUUGGAGUGAUUUGGACUUUAGCAUGUCUCAUGUCCCUACCCUUUUUGACCACAUCCAUCUUGUCUAAUGAUUUGUACAAGCAGCUCUCACACAUCAUGAAUUUUUCCACUGACAAGGCCAUAUGCAUCGACUCGUGGCCUUCUGAGCAACACCGACUUAUCUACACUACCACUUUACUGCUCUUGCAAUAUUGCAUCCCACUGUUCUUCAUUAUACUUUGCUACCUGCGUAUCUACUUACGUCUACAGAAGAGAAAGGACAUGUUUGAGAAGAGUGAAUAUAGCAACCGAGCAGUUCAGCUGCGAAGGAUAAAUAUUUUGUUAGCAUGCAUGGUUGCUGCUUUUGCUGUUUGCUGGCUACCACUGCAUGUCUUCAACACCAUUGUUGACUGGAAUUACAAAAUCAUUUCACCUUGCUACCACAAUCUAAUCUUCUCAUUGUGCCACCUGGUAGCUAUGGCUUCCACCUGUGUCAACCCUGUUAUCUAUGGUUUCCUAAACAGCAACUUCAAAAAAGAAGUAAAGUCACUGAUUCUGAGCUGCCAGCAUAAUUCAGUAAAUGCAUCAAUGGAAGAAUAUGAUCAUUUGCCUUUAUCCACGAUGCAGACUGAAAUUUCCAAAGGCUCACUGAUGUUGAACUGCAGACAUAAUUCUAUCUAGUUAGUAGACAGCAUUUCCUAGGGAUGCACUAGACGUCAAUUAUUACCUGUAGAUAUAAAAAGCAACUGGUGAUGCCAUAGCUGGGAUGUGAACAGAAACUCAUUACUGCUUGAUUUUUGGAAGAGCAGGCAAAGGAAGAUUGUCAAUGUAUACAGUAACUCCUACAGUACACAAGUUGUUCAUGUCAUUCAGAGGGUAUAGACAUUAAGACUGGGCUGAUGGAUAUGUGGCUGCUCUAACAGAUCAGUAACUAAGCUGUGGCUGCACACAGACUGACAUGGAGUUGAUCAGCCAAGCUCACACCUCUACCAUGACUGCAGUAGAAACCCAGACUUCCAGUUUCAGCACUGCCAAAAUUUGUAUUAGACAAGACUGUCUGUUUUUCAGUAUUAGCAAGAUUUUUUUAUGCACAGCUGACACACCAGUGGAACAGAUAUGUAAAUAUAUAAAUUCUUGUGCUUUACCAACUUUUAUAGACCAUUAGGUCACAGUAAUCUUUCAGCAGAUCUAGUUCACAACAAACAACUGGAUGUUUGUAUGGAACUUCUCUCUCUGUCAUAUAGGCUUGGGAAUAGCCAUUGCUUCUGCAAGUAGGGACACAGAAUUUGGUAUGUAAAGAAGACAGUUACUUAUUGAGGGAUGGUGGCAAAUGAAAAUGUUGCUCAGUGAAUGAAACUCGUAAAGCACAUUGAGGUGAAGCGGAGCACUAUUUUUAAGGAAAUGAAAAACAGUUGUAGAUCUACAUGGAAACAAGUCUGGUUGACUUUGCAAUUCCUGCUGCUGUCAGUCACAAAGCUCUGCAAUGCUAAAACUGCAUACCACAAUGGUACUAGGUGGCUGGAUUGAUGGAGCUGUUCCAGGUCUUGCUAGCAAGAUGUCACUUCUGCUUCAGCAGUUCCUUGGUACUUUAAUUGCAAAGUAUCUCAUUCACAAGGUCAGAAGGGGCAAAAAAACAUGUUGUGGAAACCAUUUCUUUUGAGAGUGGGUAUGUUUCCAAUGAAAUAAGCAUGUGCAUGGCUUUUCAGUUUUCCAUUAUAAAAGAAAACCAGCUGUCAGAUACCGGUCCCACUCAUUGGCAUCAGCAACAGAGAUGGAGCUGAAAUUUCAACUAACCAGUAGAAGGUCAAUGAAAAUAUACAGGUCAGGUUGAAGCCAAGCUUCAUGUAAAUAGUAUUGUCAUUUGCUCUACUACAGUGAGGGUCAUGUUUUUUCACAUCUGUGGCAUUUUUAGUCUUUGUCCACGAAACCUACAAACCAUAAACUCAUUUUAACCGCUAGAGCCAGAGACGUUGCUCCGUGACUACUGAGAAACUGAGAAGUAGGUAUGCCUAAGAAGUCUGUAUUGAGGAAUGGAUUAAAAAAACAAAAGGCAACAAGUGUAAAAAAGAGAACAACCAGAUCAGUGCUAAAGAGAUACGACAGUAUAUUCUGUCCUAGGUUGUUAAACUAACUUUAGCAGAAAACUGGACUGGGUGACCACCAGAGGUAAUUUUCAACCUGAAUUAUGCUAUGAUAAGGAGUCAUUACUUGUCAUAGUCAGUGGGUUUGCAUUGAGUUGAAGCUAUCCAAUGUAUAGUUAUGCAGACAGCUAGAAAUCACAUAGCUGGAAGCUCUCUGACGAGACAAGUCAGUAAAUAGUUAGGCGAGGAAAAAAUUCUUCCUAUGCUGUGGUCUGACAGGCAAUACGGAGAUUGGAUAGAGUAUCUAAAGACAAGAGCAAAACCUUAUGCUAUAAGGUAGCAAAAGCUGUCAACAAGUGUGAGAUCAUAUCUUCAUCUGGCAGAAAUGGGAGUUAAUGCCUUGCCAUGAGUUGGAUGAACAGAAAUCCGUGGUAAAACUUUAAGUUUCGACUUGAAUUCUUGUGUGCAGAGUCUUAAGGCAGAAGCUGUUUUGAUGCAGCCACCUUUCUAAUUCUUGUGUAUCUCAGUAAGAGUUCACAUGUGAUUUCCUUUUGUAUCUUCCUCAGUUAUUUGGCAAGACAUUUUUGCUUCUUUCAAAUGGACCUCUGCUUACUUUUUUACUUUGUUAAUUGCCACAGUAUGAUGAGUUUUUUUCUCUUGAUUUGUAUGCAGUGUCAUUACUAGACUGGACAUUGAGUGUCUUAGAAACAGAACAAGAGGACUCUCAUUUUAUCUCAUAUGCAGUGUCAAAUUUGCUAUUGUAGCUGAAACCAGAGCUGAUACAACCAUGUGAUACUGAGUAGUACAAAAUACAGUAACUCCUCAACAACUUGAUUUAUACCAAAACUUUGUUCUAUUAUUUGAAGCCUUAAAUACUGCUUAAACUUUGUACUGUUUUUGUAUUUAGGAUCAAUUUCAUGCAAUUAGCCUUGAAUAAUUUUGCCUGUAUCCUGCACUUGUUAUAAUUCCAACAUUUAAUUAACUAAGAUUUGUUUCAAGCUACUGUAAGAAUACUCUGCUAAACAUGAACAUAGAAGAUUAUCUGAUUUAUGAUCUUAUGAUCUGGUUAUGAUAAGUAUACAACUUUUCCAUCACCAGUAUCUUCAAUGGAAACACAAAUACCUUUAGAAUUUGUACUUCCAUGAACAUGUCUUUUCAUUAGUUCUAAGUGAAAACUUUUUGAUAGAGCACUUACAGUAUGUCAGCAGAGGCCUGCACUAGAGCUGUGCAUUGGCACUGUGCAUCUGGUCCCAGUUCUUCCUGCAAAGGGUAGAAAUAUCAGUGGGGUCUGACUCUUUGUUUAACUGUAUUUCAUGUGGCUGUUAGUAUCCAUGACCACAAGUAAAUAUGUAAAACAAGCAAAUCCAACUUUACAGUAACCCAGACAGACACAAACGGAUGUAUCUUCCUCUAGUGAUUAAGAGAAGUGUCGUGUUUGAAGUACUGUUUAUUGCUAACAGACUUUGGACUGGAUAAACUAAAGGAUCUAAACACUAAAACCCCCCAAACCACACCCAUAUAUCUAACUGCAAAAAUGCAAAUCCUUGAAAUUCCCAACCAGCUGCUGCCUAUCCAUCUACUUACAUAUCAUCCUGAGGUACAUGGUUUUCAACCUCUAAAAUUCCCUAGGUAGCUAAAUAAACUUUAGAGUAAAUCCAGGAAAAAAAAAUCUAAAUUCUAAAGGAUUAAAUAUCUAUGCCAUGUGUAAUCCCUAAUCUUUAUUUAUACACUAGUUAUCCUGCUGGCACAAAUAUCCGUAACAGGAGAGGUGCUUUUAUCAUCACUUCUUCAUUCUGUGUGGACAUCAAGGCUUAUGCAGCUGUGCACAAACGCAGUAGAGGAUAUUAUGCUGCUAGUUUUUAAGAACUGCUGUAGCAACUGUUCCCUGCUCUCUUUGAAGGCAAAAGCACAAGGCUGGAUACAAAUAUACCUGUAUGGUUGAAAGAGCCAUUUUUGUUGUUGCUUUGAGGCUUUAAUGCAACCAAGGAGGACUAUGUCUCUUUGGCCCCAGCAGAGAGUAACAGAACCAAAAUAGUUUACUUACAUCUUAUUAAUUGUUAAAUAACAAGUAAGGUUCAUAUCUAAGAAGGAUCAAGCAUUUUUGUGUUCAUUGUACACAGUGAUGCUUUUGAGUCUGCUCUUUGCAAAGUUCUGCUACUGGGUUACAAAAGCAACAAUCGGGAAAUAUGCAGCAGUUGUGCAAAUUCGUACAAUUCUAAAACCUUAGCCAGCUUUUUUUUUUUUUUAAAGCUUUUUAUAGUCCUGCUUCUUGCGACAUGUUAUAUAAAGAUAGUAAUGUUUUCAGCAAGAAAACUGCUUAUUGCUAUGAUAUG
Molecule: messenger RNA, 5242 nt
Organism: Athene cunicularia (burrowing owl)
Lineage: Eukaryota; Metazoa; Chordata; Aves; Strigiformes; Strigidae
Product: neuropeptide Y receptor type 4-like
Exons: 3
Coding region: 376-1509 (377 amino acids)
Biological process (GO): G protein-coupled receptor signaling pathway
Cellular component (GO): plasma membrane; neuron projection
Molecular function (GO): pancreatic polypeptide receptor activity; neuropeptide binding
Source: RefSeq, a predicted model, not a curated record